Seminavis robusta is the source of this 882-nucleotide messenger RNA. Lineage: Eukaryota; Bacillariophyta; Bacillariophyceae; Naviculales; Naviculaceae. The record is from the annotation of a GenBank genome assembly.
AUGAAGUUCAUCUACGCUUUUGACUUUGACGGAGUGUUAGUCGAUUCGGCUGCCGAGCUCGGUUUGUCUGGAUUUGAUGCCGCAAAACUGCUGUGUCCAGGUGCCCCAUGGCUCACCCGCAGACUGCGACGACCGGAUCAAUUGGAGCAAUUGAUUCAGAACUUUUGCAAAGUACGACCUUGCCUGGAAACAGGUUGGGAGGCACCACUGCUAUUAAAGCUGUUGACAGAAGAGAAUGUCUCCAUUGACCAAAUAUUGCACGACUUUCAGCAUGGUCUUCGAGAAAAGACUCUGGAAGACUUGAAUGUUUCGGUAGAUCAGUGCAAGGAAGCUCUCAAGAAGGCGAGGAAUGACUGGAUUGCAUCCGACGACAAUGGCCAGGACUGGUUGGAAGCUCAUGGAUUUUAUCAGGGUGCUUGUGAUGCCGUCCGAAAGCUUCUGGAAGACCCUGAAAAAGUACCCGAUGUUUUCGUCAUUACCACGAAAGCUGCCGAUUUUACACAACGACUGUUGGAACAACAAAGACUGGCCGGGAAAGAUGCUCCUGGCGGUGGUAUACCCCCCGAACGAAUCUUUGGACUGGGAUCCCCACCCAAAGAAAAGGUGCUGGCCCAAUUACUGGAAGAGCGUGGGAGUCAAUACGCUGCUGUCUUUGUCGAAGACCGUCUCCUGACAUUGGACAAGACAAUGUCGGAUAGCGCCAUCAACACCAGAGUUCUUCCCGUUGUGGCUAGUUGGGGGUACAACACCGUGGAUCAGCGAGACGGCGGAAAGAAGGCUGGGUAUGUCAUUCUUGAUGCCGAGGAUACGUCCACUCUUGGCAAUGUGCUCAACGAUGCUGCAGCCGACAAACUUUUGACAGAACUCAACAGCAAAAAGUAA